This is a messenger RNA of Rhinichthys klamathensis goyatoka, 1575 nucleotides long. It is a transcript of the gene washc3, whose product is annotated as WASH complex subunit 3. NCBI's taxonomy places the organism in Eukaryota, Metazoa, Chordata, Actinopteri, Cypriniformes, Leuciscidae. The record is from RefSeq and is a predicted model, not a curated record. The transcript is spliced from 7 exons. Gene Ontology annotation, biological process: exocytosis; actin filament polymerization. Gene Ontology annotation, cellular component: WASH complex. Bases 313 to 915 code for a protein of 200 amino acids.
AUGGUAACGUGGAAGUUUUAAGGACUUUUGAGUUGCAAGCAAACGUAAACAGUUCAAAUAUAAAUAUGUGAAAGAAGAUUUGUGUAACAAUGAAUUACUCUUUAGUUUUAUUUGUAACACAAAACAGUAUUUAUUAAGGUUAGAAGGGUUUGGGAACUUUUAUUAUGUUCAGAACGCGGAAGUACUGCAGUGAAGUCACGUGAGGAGGUAUUUUCACAACGAUGCAUUUGAUGCGCAAUGCCAACUCGUUUAAGACAUUUAACGCGUAAAAAUCUUUGUCUGUGAUAAUUAAAACGCAACAGAGUUGCUGAAAUGGACGAGGACGGAUUACCCAUUGUGGGAUCAGGAAUAGAUCUUACAAAGGUUCCAGCCAUUCAACAGAGAAGAAUCGUAGCUUUCCUCAAUCAGUUCAUAGUCCACACCGUCAGGUUCCUGAACCGCUUUUCCACAGUUUGUGAGGAGAAGCUAGCAACAGUAUCACUACGAAUCCAGCAGAUUGAGACCACACUAAGCAUUUUGGAAGCAAAGUUAGCCUCUAUUCCUGGUUUGGAAGAAGUGACAGUGGAUGGAGUGAGACCGUCUCCAGUGACAAACGGCCCUGCAGUGCAAGCCAGUCGUGCAACGGGUCCCCCUGUUGAGGCAUCUCAGCAAACACAAGUGGCCCCUCAGGAGCCGAAAGCAGAGGUCCCAGCGGAAAACAUCAUGACUGUAGCCAAGGACCCGCGAUAUGCCAGAUACCUGAAAAUGGUGCAAGUGGGUGUUCCAGCUAUGGCCAUUAAAAAUAAGAUGGUAUUGGAGGGUUUGGACCCUAGUUUGCUUGAUACUCCUGAUGCACCUGUUCCAGAUGGUGGCAAAAAAGGCUUGGAAGAGCAAGAUGAUGACAGCUCCGGCAGCGAAUCAUCCUUCAGCGAUUGAUUGGCUCCGCCCCCUCCCACAGCUAACUUGGCCUGGACUCGUUAGACCUUGUUGGACUUGGCCUACUGUAUGUAGGCUGUCAUGAAUCUUGCUCAUCUCAAAGCAGGGACAAUGCACUUGAAUGUCCCUACAAAGGAUAGACAUUAAGCGAUGGCACUAAAAGGUUGUGCUACAUCAUGGAGACGGCAUACUUGAAAUCUGUACUGGUGGUUUCUGAGGGCAGUUGCUCACUAGGUGAGAUCGCUGAUGAUUAUGGUUAUAUUUGAUCCAUUGAGUGCUACUCUCAUCUGAAUUGUGAAGUGUGUCAUUUCUUGCCAUGUACAUAUGUGUAUCCAAUAACAAUAAAAAGAUGCCACUUGGUGUUUUUAUGAAAUGGCCACAAGCAGCCUUGUUAAUCUGUUCUGAAAUAGAUUUUUAAAAUUGUAGCUGAGGGAAAUUUCUUUUCUUUUUUUCAUCUCCACUUGGAACAAUCUUGAAUUGACUUUGAAACGCGGUUAUAUCAACAACAAAAUCCACAUAAAGCCCUAUUUAAUUUAGUUAGAUUUGUUAUGUUUCUAAAGAUACUAAUUAUGUUACAUAGCCAUUAAAGAUUUGCUUACAUUGUCUUUUCCAAAGUAACUUAUUAAAAGUUAUAUUCAAAUUUGUUGCAAAGAAGUUUUA